AAACUGCAGGAAAGUGACCUGUGCCGAGGAGUACGCGGUUAGGAAGUGUGUGCAUGCCUCUAAACCCUGAGUGGUUCUCAGUUCUGUAUCCCUCGCCUCCCACUGGGUGGAGUAGGUCUUUUAAGAGCAGCUGGAAUGCAGUUUCCCUCAUCGGUGUAGCCAGUUGUUGCCUGUCUGAACCUCUGCCAGUCCCAGAGAGCGGUGCUCUGAGCUCAAACCAGAGGGCCACGCUCUGCACCCCUGUCCACCGUCUUUCUCGCCGGAGCCAGAAGAACGUUCCCACCUGUCCAGCUAUGGGGGAGGACGCUGCGCAAGCCGAAAAGUUCCAGCACCCGGGUCCUGACAUGCGGCAGGAGAAGCCGGGCAGCUCCAGCCCGGUGCCCUCCUCCACGCCGAGCCCCAGCCUGAACCCGGGGAGCACGGAGGAGGCCAUCCGGGACAACUCACAGGUGAACGCCGUCACAGUACUCACGCUCCUGGACAAGCUGGUGAACAUGCUGGACGCCGUGCAGGAGAACCAGCACAAGAUGGAGCAGCGGCAGAUAAGCCUGGAGGGCUCCGUGAAGGGCAUCCAGAAUGACCUCACCAAGCUCUCCAAGUACCAGGCCUCCACCAGCAACACGGUGAGCAAGCUGCUGGAGAAGUCCCGCAAGGUCAGCGCCCACACGCGCGCCGUCAGGGAGCGCUUGGAGAGGCAGUGCGCGCAAGUGAAGCGGCUAGAGAACAACCACGCCCAGCUCCUCAGGCGCAACCAUUUCAAGGUGCUCAUCUUCCAGGAAGAAAAUGAGAUCCCUGCCAGUGUGUUUGUGAAAGAGCCAGCUUCCAGCCUAGCGGAAGGGAAGGAAGAGGAGCAUGCUGACGAGAACAAGUCCCUGGAGGAAACUCUGCACACAGUGGACCUCUCGUCCGAUGAUGAACUGCCCCAUGACGAGGAGGCCCUGGAAGACAGUGCAGAGGAAAAGAUGGAAGAAAGCCGGGCAGAGAAAAUAAAAAGAUCCAGUCUCCGGAAAGUGGAUAGCCUCAAGAAAGCAUUUUCUCGCCAGAACAUCGAGAAAAAGAUGAACAAGCUGGGGACAAAGAUCGUAUCUGCAGAGAGGAGAGAGAAGAUUAAGAAAUCUCUCACUUCCAAUCACCAGAAAACAUCCUCAGGGAAAAGCUCCCCCUUCAAGGUCUCUCCCCUCACUUUCGGUCGAAAGAAAGUCCGAGAGGGAGAAAGCCCUGCAGAAAAUGAGACCAAGUCAGAAGACAUGCCUAGCAGUGAGGUGCCGAAUGACCACGAGGAGAGCUCAUUUGCGGAGCGUCUUUCGGAAGCAUCCCUCACCAGUGUACUGGUGGAAGGGAAGAGCAUGGAGGGGGAUGCUGGGAGGGCGGCCUCAAGAGGGAGUGACUCGGCCAUGGACAGCAACACUGACUUGACUAUUGUGGAAGAUGAAGAAGAAGAGUCGGUGGCCUUGGAACAGGCACAGCAGGUGUGCUAUGAUGGAGGCUACGUGCUAACCUCCCACGAGGCAGAGCGCUCAGAUAAGGAGCCGGUGCAGCCAGCUGUGCUCCAGGUGGACCAGACCGCCUAAAGGCACAGCGCUCUGUGCCCAGCCUGUGCUUUCAGUUAAGUGGGUAACCAGAGCCUAGAAACAAACUCCUGUACAUCUCCAGCACUCCCCACUCACACCGUGUUACUGUCCAGGUAGUCAUCAUUUACUACACGGUAGGCGCACACACGUGCCCAAGAUUUACUAUGAAGGCAACCUGUCAGGGUCUACACUUCUAAUUUACUCUUAGGUUCCAUUUCUGUAGUUCUCCAAGACUGCCCAGAAGAAGAAAUGCAGCAGUCAAAAAUCACUGAUCAAUUUGGCUAAGCCAGAAACAUCAGAGGCUACGUAAGAUACUAAUCAUGAAAUCUGAUUCAUUUUUUGUCAUUCCAUAAGCUUGCUGAAUAAGCGUACCACUAAUAUAUUGAAUUUCCAUAGAAUUCUGUGAAUCUUUAUUCUUUAAGUGUGUGAUAUAUAAUAUACAUAUGUAUUUAAGCUAAAGAGAUAACUACUUUACAUUUCAAGAAGAAAAUACUUUUCUUAAAAGGUAGAAGAGAAAGUUGGCUAUUGACUUAGUAGAAAACAUUGUUUAUUGAAAAUAAAGGAGAAAUUGAAAGACUAUAAUGUUCAGCUAAUGAAGUAAGAUAUGUAGAAAAGUUGGAACUAUUAGAAAAAGAAAACUAAGGAGAAGUUGGAAAAUAAAAGAAACAGGAAACAAAGAAUGGCAAAGAGAAUGAAGACAAAGAGAAAAAAGCAUGUGUUCAAAAGUAAAAUAUUUACGAUAUUAGUUCAAGUAUUUACUCAUAUAACAAAGCUGAAGAAAUUCAUUUAUCCUAGAAUCAUAUGCUAUAUCUUCACAAUAUUUUUAUUUUCUAAUAUUUUCAAAUGAUCUCAAAAAACAUUUUACUGUGUUAAAGCUGCAUUUUUUUCCUUAAUGAAAGACAUUACAAAUAUUUCCCUAAGGAAGUUCAAAAAGAUGUCUCUUUAACAUUGGAAUGAACAUAAAUCUUCAAAAUUAAUUAAUACAUACUGCCUUUUGUAGGAAGUUGGAUCGUACUAUUCUUUAAUGUUUUCCAAAUUUGAAAUAAUCCUUACACUUCAAAGGAUGUAAUGUAUGUUUGUAACAUGUUAGAAUCAACAGGUUUGGGAAGGGAAAGAGUCAAGUUUUCCUUUUUUGUACAUAACAGUAAUUUCAUUCUAGGUCAUAUUUUAUUUAUAUAUUAAUUUCACAGAAUAUUAAUAUGUUUCUUAAAGCAUGCUAGUGUUUAUGUGUAUGUGUACAUUUACUCAGACAGGGUAAUUUUUACUACUGCCUAACAUUAUACUAAAAUAUUGCUUUAUUUUUAAUUACAGAAUGGUAAUGUUUUGAGAAAACUAUUACAGUUUAAAGACAGUUGUACCAGAGAGCAAAUUCCCUACCUUUAGUGUGUACCACUCAUUAGAACUAACCUUACAAAUACAGCUAAUCUAAAACAGUAUUAACAAACUAUGCUUUGCCUUACAAAAGGGAUAGGAUUAACAAAUGUAUUGAUGGCAUAACUGAUACAGCUGUGUCCUUAUUUUGCAAUAAUGUACCCCAAAUAUUAGAUUGUUGAACUAACAAUGGCUGUGUUAAAGAAGAAUAAAUAAACCAAAAACUAAAAAGUACAUAAUAAUGUCAGUUUCUCGGCAGAAAACUUUAAAAACAACAGAAAGAACUGAUUAUUAAACUCUCCUCCAAAUGUAGCCAUAAUGUUGAUUUUUUAUUCUUGAUUUCCCCUAUUAACUCUGCUUUCUUUUUUCCCCAAUCUCAUUUAGAAAUCCAAGUCUCAUUCUUCAAGUUUAACUUUCUUGACAUCACCUUACCAGCUCUGGAGAGCAUCUGAAUUUACUGUAGCAGCUUGACGAAUCUGAUAGUUCCAUCUACAUUUUUAUUAUUUUGUACCAGACCUUAAAAUACCUUAAAUAGCCCUGCAAACAUGAAUGUAUUGAACCGUAUGUUCAGUUUAUUCACACAGAUACACCUUUGUCUUCUGCAGUGCCAUCCAGUUGGUAGAAGACUAAAUUUCACUCAGGGCCCUGAACAUGCCUGUUUAACCUUUCCAAAGUUGCUGUUACUUUUUUGCAGCCAAGGAGUUGGGCCAUCCAGAGCUAAUGCAAGGUUUACAUUUCCUUUUCAAAAAUGCUUAUGUUAUUUGUUCCUAGAAACUAUCUAAAAAGGCAUCUUUUUAGAUUUGACUGACAGACAUUUAUUCUCUGUUCCUCAUUUGAAACAUUAAAAUCCUAACCAAUGGAACAGAGAAUUAAGCCAGCUAAUUGUUGGAAAACACAUACUGUAGGGAUUAGAGAGAGCAGCAGUUGUGGAAAUGAAAACUAGUUAUUCUGUUUAUUGUUGAAAUAUUUGCAUACUGGUGAGGCUACAAAGUCCCCAGUCUUCUUCAUACCCACCCAAUAACCCAUUCCUAACUUUAUGUGCCUGGCGCUCAAGAACUGGAUUAGUUUUCCCCCAAAGAUUAUACAUUAAUAAGCACUGAGAUCGUUAUCUUAGAAAUAUAAUUCAGGAACAAGAAGUGUCUAUUACACAGAAAUAGAGCAACGAUGUCAUUUUUCCAUGAGAUUUUAUUUUUAAAAUAUAUAGACAUAUAUAUUUCAACAGGAAUAUUUUCUUCUUUCUCCUUCCAUUUACGAAUCUAGUACGUGGUUGAAUUUCUUUUUAUAUGUGAAAAUAAAAGACCCACACUAAGGCCAGUUCUGCACAAAAUAAAUAUUUUUUUCUUACAUUUAUUGUAAGAUGAAAGCCCAAAAUGUUUCUGCUUUUAGCAAUGCUCAUGCAGAAGAACAAGGUUUCAACCUCCUGCGUUUCAGUUCACUAUCAGGAAACUAGAAGCUCCUUUGACAUAGCCAAGCCACUAGUGUAAGUAAAGGUUAUAAUGAAAGUCAUUUCCUACAUUAAGACACUAAUGCCCAAACCCAGUUAAUUCUUGCUCAAAAGUUUGUUUACUGCCCUACAGCCCAAGUCUAAGUGAUUUUAUGUUAGAGAUUAGGAGUAUGAGGAAUUGAGGUAAGGGUGGCAAUCAUUAUUAACAGUUCCAUAGCAACCACAAGUCUUUUCCUAAGACUGCAAGACUGUGACACUGCAAAACAAGUUUCAGAUGAAACUGGCACUGAACCUUUGUAUUCUGCUUGAUCUGGGUGUUGAAAUAGAGACUUCUGCAGCCAGGACCUCAUUCCUAAAGGGAACAGGCAGUAACUCACAUUAUUAAAGAUACAUUCUUCUUACUUUUGUUUUAACCAUUGCACUAUCCUGUAGUAUUUGAAACUCUAAAAUUAUCUUUAACUCUCCACACAAACUGCCCCAAUUACGAAGCUACACCUUUAGCAAGACAGCUUGAUAUUCGUACUCUUAAAGACUUUCCACUGUAAAACCAAUUCAGUAAAUAUUUAUUGAGCAGUACAACCAUCUGUCCUUCCCACCUGGAAAUUCAUAGCGCCCAAAGCAGGAAGACACAAGCAUGGGGGAGAGAGAACAACAUUUCUGAUAUCUUACUUUAUGCCAGGCUGGGCACGCCAAUGGUCAGGAGUACUGUAUACCUACCAAAUGCUAGACACAAACAUUAUCACGUUUAAUCAAAUGAAUCCUAUUAGAAAGGUACUGUUUUUAUACCUGAGAGUUUUGAUGAGGGGAGCGAGGGAACUCCUGAGUUCUUAACCACUCUAAGUUCUCACUCAUCAUGUUACAAUUUAACUAUUUUUCCCUUGAAGGUCACAGAGUUAAAAGACUUGUCCAAGUUCAUGUAACUAUUGAGUGCCAGAGUCAGUGCUCAACCCCACUCUGAAAUCCAUGCUACUGCCAAAACAGGACUCCUAAUUGUAUCACCCAACUGUGCUUCACGAUAAAUCACUUUAUAAGCUC
Messenger RNA from Lagenorhynchus albirostris (white-beaked dolphin), 5421 nucleotides. RefSeq names its product caveolae associated protein 2 (gene CAVIN2). The transcript has 2 exons. Bases 54 to 1571 code for a protein of 505 amino acids. The record is from RefSeq and is a predicted model, not a curated record. Gene Ontology annotation, cellular component: cytoplasm; caveola. Gene Ontology annotation, molecular function: protein kinase C binding. Lineage: Eukaryota; Metazoa; Chordata; Mammalia; Artiodactyla; Delphinidae.